Messenger RNA from Anthostomella pinea, 1056 nucleotides. Lineage: Eukaryota; Fungi; Ascomycota; Sordariomycetes; Xylariales; Xylariaceae. The record is from the annotation of a GenBank genome assembly.
AUGGAAUCAAGCGUGAUCAAGACUGAACCCGGCCUGAGGGACCGCGCCCACGACGACCUGCACAUGGCAGACACGCGACCGUCGUACAAGUCGUGGAAGAAGAAGUACCGGAAGAUGCGCAUCAAGUUCGACCAGCGGAUGCAGGAGAGUGAGGACCUGCACAAGCUCGAGCAGAAGGCCAUGCGCACCGCAAAGCGUCUCGCUGUCGAGAACGACCGUCUGAUGGACCUAAUGAUGGACAUCAACGACUCGCCGCAGAUCCCCUUCGAGCGACGCCUGGACCUGAACAUGGAGGACGACGAAGACGACGAGACGGACAAUUCGGAUGCUACCCAAAAGCCAACCAAGUCCCUCAAGAAGCUCAUCCAAGAAGUACCGCAUCUGUCGUACGCCGCCACUGUCGAGCAGUUCCCCGAAGUACUGGAGGACCUCGAGUCUAAGGACCCCAAGGUUCAUCCCACCUCCUUCCUGACCGCUGAUGACAUCGAUGAGUAUCUACACGAGCUUGACAUGCGGCUUGGCCUGAAACCAAAGCCCACUCUCGCGCCGACCGUCGUCGGCACCCAAGGCGCGAACCCGGCCGCCAACUUCGCCCUGCGAAACCCAACUAGUGUUUACAACUGGCUCCGGAGAAACGCCCCCAAGACGUUCCUGCAGGACCUCGAGAAGGACAAGGAGAAAGACAAGGAGAAGGAGAAGGAGAAGGACAAGGACGACCGUGACAAGCCUGAGGACGGCCGGAAGCGCAAGGGCCCCAAUGCCCGCAUGACCAAGAGGCAGUCUGCCGCCAGCCGGAAGGAGAAGGAGAAGGAGAAGGAGAGGGAGAAGGAGAGGGAGAGGGAUAGGGACGCUGCCGGAUCCAUGGAUUGGGACGAGGGUGGCGGCCACAAUGCGCCUGCGGCGGCUGCCGGCGCCAAGGGCAAGAGGAAGAGAGAUGAGGAUCCCGGCUAUCGACCCAAGGGCGGAGCAAGUCGACCUACCAAGAAGCGGAAGAGUAAAGGGGAGGCAUCAGCGCCUUCGAGGUCGUCUGCAAAGUCGCGGCGGUCGAUACCCUGA